Messenger RNA from Pipistrellus kuhlii (Kuhl's pipistrelle), 834 nucleotides. RefSeq names its product T-cell receptor-associated transmembrane adapter 1. The record is from RefSeq and is a predicted model, not a curated record. The transcript has 6 exons. The coding region runs from base 223 to 786 and encodes 187 amino acids. Gene Ontology annotation, cellular component: T cell receptor complex. Gene Ontology annotation, biological process: negative regulation of receptor recycling; positive regulation of T cell receptor signaling pathway. NCBI's taxonomy places the organism in Eukaryota, Metazoa, Chordata, Mammalia, Chiroptera, Vespertilionidae.
GCCUCAGUCACCACAUUUCCUGUUUGUAACUGAACAGAGUACACACGAAAGAUGUUAAGAAACAAAUGAGAGAAAAACUGAGGUAGAGACAAAGACAAGUUUUAUUGCCACACUUCUUUGAGAUAACAAAGCAACGUUACUUGGAAACAAAAGUUUGUGGGAGCAUUUUUAAUCAAUGUGUUUACCUUAUGGCUGCAUAAGGAUUUCUCUCAGAAAAGAAGCAUGUCAGGAAACCCUGAAUGCCAGUAUUAUGUCUGGGCAAUUAUAGCCUCCUUGGUGUUAGCUCUGGUUAUAUCACUGAUCUUCAAUGUUUCCCACUAUGUGGAAAAGAAGCGGCAAGGCAAAAUAUACAGAGAUUCUGAUUACUACAUCUCCGGGGAGGAUGAGUGUUAUAUUGAAGACACACCAAUUUAUGGUAACUUAGAUAAUGUGGUCCCAGAACAAAUGGAUGAAAACUGCUAUGAACAAAUGAAAGCCCGACCAGAGAGAUUUGUGAACGAACUGCAAGAAGCUACCCCACCUGCACUGGCAAUUGAUGAAUCACAGAUGUUUUACGCCUCACUGAGUCACAAUUGUGAGGGGAAGCCCAGAAAGCCCAGGAAACAAAAUAUUUCUGUAUCAGACAAGAAUGAAGAUGAGCUGUUACAUGGAGUGAACACCAGCCUUCCUGAGACUACCCUGGUGUACAGCCUCCCACCCGCGAGCCCGGCAAUUGAGGAAAACAUUCACGAUGAUCCCGUUAGACUGUUUGGAUUGAUUCGUGCUAAUAAAGAACCUGUGACUUAGCUGGAUAAUGAUUCAGCUCUUAUUGAAGAAGACUGUGAAAAACAACAA